This is a messenger RNA of Mugil cephalus (flathead mullet), 3296 nucleotides long. It is a transcript of the gene tmed4, whose product is annotated as transmembrane p24 trafficking protein 4. The coding region runs from base 58 to 720 and encodes 220 amino acids. Gene Ontology annotation, cellular component: COPII-coated ER to Golgi transport vesicle; endoplasmic reticulum-Golgi intermediate compartment; Golgi apparatus. Lineage: Eukaryota; Metazoa; Chordata; Actinopteri; Mugiliformes; Mugilidae. Gene Ontology annotation, biological process: endoplasmic reticulum to Golgi vesicle-mediated transport; Golgi organization; positive regulation of canonical NF-kappaB signal transduction. The transcript is spliced from 5 exons. The record is from RefSeq and is a predicted model, not a curated record.
UCAGCCGGUGCAGCGUCACGGCUUCCGUAGCUGUUGAGCUAAAGCGAAACAGUCUUCAUGAUGCCCUCCGUCCCUGCCGCCGGUGUUAUUUUACUAAUAACUUGGAUUUAUCCUUGUUACUCGCUUUAUUUCCACAUAGGAGAGACGGAGAAAAAAUGCUUCAUUGAAGAAAUUCCAGACGAGACCAUGGUUAUUGGAAAGUACAGGACUCAGCUGUGGGACAAACAGACCAGCUCCUUCCUCCCGUCCACCCCCGGCCUCGGGAUGCACGUUGAGAUCAAGGAUCCAGACACAAAGAUCAUCCUGUCUCGUCAGUACGGGUCAGACGGACGUUUCACGUUUACCUCCCACACUCCUGGAGAACAUCAGAUCUGUUUGCACUCCAACUCCACCAAGAUGGCUCUGUUUGCAGGAGGAAAACUGAGGGUGCAUCUGGACAUUCAGGUCGGGGAACAUACCAACAACUAUCCUGAAAUCGCGGCGAAGGACAAACUGACCGAGCUGCAGCUGAGAGUCCGACAACUUCUGGACCAAGUGGAACAGAUUCAGAAGGAGCAAAACUACCAGAGGUAUCGCGAGGAGCGUUUCCGCAUGACGAGCGAGAGCACGAACCAGCGCGUCCUCUGGUGGUCCAUCGCUCAGACGCUCAUCCUCAUCGUCACCGGCGUCUGGCAGAUGAAGCACCUGAAGAGCUUCUUCGAGGCCAAGAAACUGGUUUGAUGGAGACGACACAAAACACGAGGAGACUCAGCCUCAGCCUCAGACAACAUCCAGCAACUUUCAGCCACAAAUGGUACAAACACAUCCACAGAUCCACCGACUCAUCCCGUUUGCUUUCUGCAGGUUUUUUCCACGUUCCUGUUGUUCUUGUUGUUGUGUUUUCUUUUCGUGAACGACCGAAGCAUGAGAAUGUUAAAGCUGUUACAAGUAAAUCAUUCAUUCUUGUUUUUAUUUUGUUUGCACAGUUUUAUUUUUUCAGGCUUUGUAAAUUGUAGCAUCGACAUUAACCCUCAUGUUUGGAAUCUGUGAGCAGCGUAAGGACCCGUAACACGAGGUUAAUAGGAAAUGGUCCUGAAAUAAUCCUGAAUUGUUAAUCAAUGAUUAAUAGCACCAAAAAAAAAAAAAAAAAAAGCUAAAAUAUAUCAAAUUUUCAUUAACAUCUGAUCUCACUUGUCCAACUUUAACCUCCUGAGACCUGAGCUUUUAUUUCGUCUGCUUUUUUUAAUUUCUCCGAGGUAUUUGGGAUCAGUCGGACCUAACGCGUGUAAAAACCAAACAUCAUCUUUGAACAGGAAGUAGUAGUGUUUGAAAAAAGCGAAGUCCUCAUAUGUGGACACUGGUAUUACUUCAUUAUUUAUAUAUAAGAAGUCAAAAUAUGAAAUUUUAAUAUCUGAACAUGGCUGAGCAAAGACAGAAUUGCAUUUCCUCAAACGAGUAUUCGCUAAUUAGCAAAAAAUUUGAUGUGACAAUUUGUUCAGUUUGUCACAUCAAACUAGAAACGUCAGUAACGUUAGCAUAAAUAAAGAAGUUUUUACCUUUGCUACCACUAGAUGGCAGACUAACGCGUCCACUCAUGAGGACGAUUUAAAUGAAGCAGAAUAAGCUGCAAUAAAACCCAAAAAUGAACGUCCCCAUAUGAGGACACUGGGUCUCAGGAGGGUAAAUCGUCUUCGUCUUCAUCAAAUCUGGUCUUAAUUAAUUAAUUAAUUAAUUAAUUUAUAGAGAUCUGGGCUCCGUUUCAGACUGAAAGCAGGUCUAAGGGGAAAACCCCGAGUUACUCAACCCAGAGAUGGGGGAAAGUCCGCUUUUUCGGUUUCACAAAGCCAGUGCGGCGCAACUCUGGGUCAGUUCCCAUGGCAACACACUCUGUGACACUAACCUGGACUCUAGAAAUCAGAUCAGCGCUCACACCCGGAGUCCAGAGGCCAGAUCAUGCAGCACUGUGCAAACUUUGAGUCAGCAUUAAGAAAUUAUUUAAAAGUAUUCAUAAAAAAAAAAAAAGAAACGAGCUACAAUGUCACAAAUGAGCAAAUGUUCAUUUGAGGAUGUUGAGACACAGUCAUGUUCAGGUAUAAAAAAAAAUCAUUUUUAUAUUUUGUUUUACAUUGGUGACUUAAAAAUAAUGAAAUAAUCCCAGUGUCCACAUAUGAGGACAUUGUAUUUUGUCAAAAACUACUACUUCCUGUUCAAAUUUGCUUCUUAGUUUGUUUGUUUUUUUCCCCCUUUGGUCCCAGAAGUUAAAAUUGUACAUCAAACAAAAGCUCAAGUCUCAGGAUGUUAAAAAUGUCUUAUUUUACAAAAAUGUUAAUUUCAUAAAAGUCCUGAAAGUAGAAAACGAGAAGAUUUGCCCCUUGAAAUUAACUCGCACCUCUCAGAUAUGUAAUAUUGUCUCACUUUGCUUUACAAACAAAUGCGCAAAAGUAUAAUAUUUAACUUUUCCCAUGUUUGAUCGGGUUCUCGUUGUCGACUUUCAGGACUUUAAGUGUGAAACUGCUGAUGUAUCGAGUCAUUUUGAUGCUGAAAUGUAGGAAAACUGUAGUUCUCAGCUCACCAGAUAUGUCUGUACAUCCAGUUUGUGAUAAUAACAACUGGACUCUGUGUUGUAAAUCAGUGGUUCUCAACCUUUUUGAGGGUCCUGGACCCUCUGCAUAUUUUUGAUCUACCUUGAGGGACCCUCCCUCAUCCUCAGGGUAGGUCAAGAAUUAGCUUAAUUUCAAGCGCUAACCUGAACAACGUCCUGCAGACAUUUCACAAUAAGAGCAUUAUUAAGAAAUGAAUGGUGCGGUAGCCUGGGAGCAAGAUCUCUUCAAAUUACACUUGUAAUGAAACAGAUGUAAUUAGAGAAAGUCACAGUCACAUUUAAGUAAAAUAAACCUAUUUCUAUAAAUCUUUUUUAAAGGAUUUUAUUUUCUUGCAGUUCCACCUCUGGCCACUAGGGGUCUGCGGCUCCGCGGUUGAGAAUCACUGCUGUAAAUAAGCUGCAGCUCGUUAACUUUUCUCUUUUCUAACAACUUUUACACGGAGUGAAUGACAGAAAAAGUCUCUCUCCAGGUGUGUUUGUUCCGUCUGAACUUAUUUAUUGAGCAGUUUUAUUAUUGCAGGCCGGUGUUUGGUCCUGGAUCCAUGUGUCUGUGCUGAACAUUGUUUUUAAUUCAUUCAUGUGGGAAAUAUUAAAGAGGUUUUAAGUUCGGGUUUGAGUCCAGAUCAGACGCUAAGUUAUCUUUUUAAAUGAUAAUUCCUUUUUACCGUGGUUUGGAUGUGACCUCCUUGUGCUUAAUAAAGAUACCGAACCCAAA